UUGCGUCCUUCAUCUCCCGUUCUAUUCCGGUUUUCAGAAAGCACUUUCACGGUGUCGCUGUCAAAAGGAUCUCGAGGUUUGGGGUUGAGCGUGACCGGAGGCGUGGACAGCGGGGGUUCUUGGCCGGGGUUAAUACGUGUCAAGAGGUUAUUUCCUCAUCAGCCAGCAUCUUCAAGCGAAAUGCUCAACGUUGGUGAUUUGAUUUUAGAAGUUAAUGGAAUUACACUUACUGGACUUACUAAUUAUGAAGCUUUAGAAGUUUUAAGGACAGCUCCGAAUCAAGUCGAAUUAAAAAUGUGUCGGCCACCUCCCGAUGUUUUAAGUUGCGUUAGUCCAAUUUCGGAAGUUCCUCCACCUCCUCCAAGAAGAGAACCACCGACGAGUUUAAAUUUAGCUUCGUGUUCUGAUGAUGAGCAUUGCCAUGGGGAAUUUGAAAUAACGAUGCGAAAAAUGCAAGGAUCUUUAGGAUUCACGUUAAGAAAAGAAGAUGAUAGUGCUUUAGGGCAUUACAUAAGAGCUUUAGUUCGAGAACCGGCUUUAACUGAUGGAAGAAUUCGAGCCGGCGAUAAAAUAAUUGCUGUAAACGAAGUAGAGAUAUCAUCAAUGACUCACGAAGAAGCGGUGCAAUUCCUUCGGCAAUCCGGUGAAUUAGUAAAAUUAAGAUUAUACCGAGAUCUAGCUCAAACUCCCGUAGCAACUUUAUCCCCGACCGAAACUACUCCAAGAACAUCAUUUUCGAAAAAAACCCAACUCCGCCAAGAAGCCGUUGAUAUGUUAAACGACAUCGCUGUAAGAAAACUAAUCCCAGGUAAUAACCAACAAGAACAACAAUAUCGAAGAUCUUUAUCACCAAGCACAUCACCAAGACAACGUUUACGAAGACGCGAACCUUGCCCAUCGGAUGCUUCGAAUAAUUCCGAUUCAUCCUCAAGACAUUUAAUAAUCGACGAAGUUUUUCAUGAGGGGUUACUAAAAAAAUGUUCGUUACCUUUAGACGAAGAUUCUUUUAACUCCUUAUUCCUCGAAGACGACGACAGCGAUAAACAACCAUCAAGACCCAGCUCUUUAGAUCUCUACAACCCAAAUCAAACUCCCGUCGCUUCUAGAAAACCAAAAUUUAAUUUCUCAUUAGCUCAUAAUGCUUACGAAUUGAAUAAUUUGGAUGCGGAAAUUUUAGACGCACCUAAUUUGAAUUAUAAUAUCGGCGAAGAAGGUACUUCGACGGAAGUUGAAUGCGGGGAUAGUUUCCCGCAGGAACCCGCUUCAAUGCCCCAUAUUCCAGCUAGCGACAAUCCAGGAUUUAGUUACAAAAAUCCGGCUUAUCAAUCCGCUCAUCCGCCGUGUGGAACUGAAAAUUUUGAAAAUAAUACGGGAAUUAAUGCAGGGAAAUGUGUUAAUAAAGGAAACGAUGAUGGUAAUACAAAUAUGAAGAAGUGGAAAGGUGUUGUUUUUACGGCCGAUGAAGAAAGAGAACGACAAAAAGUGCUGAAAAAAGAAGGUUAUAGGAAAGGCGAGAAUGAUUAUGAGAUACUUGCCAUUGAAUUAAAUCGAGGUUGGAAUAGUCGAUUAGGUUUUAGUUUACAAGGAGCAGCUGGUGUAACAUAUGUAAGUGCAGUUCAUGCUGAUAGUGUGGCCGCUAGAGAUGGGAGAAUUAAACCAGGAGAUCGACUGAUUAAAGUAAACGAUGAAAGUGUAGAAAACAUGACGACGUCCGAAAUAAUAGAUUUGUUACGAAUAGUUCGUGGCCCUGUUUGUAUAAUCGUAUCCAGGGCGAAAAAUAAAGAAGACU
Molecule: messenger RNA, 1789 nt
Organism: Onthophagus taurus
Lineage: Eukaryota; Metazoa; Arthropoda; Insecta; Coleoptera; Scarabaeidae
Source: RefSeq, a predicted model, not a curated record